AACCCGACGGGUGUCAGGAAGCAUCGCUGCUCAUUUCAUAUUUUGUUGCGACAAAGACGAGAGAAGCGCUCGAUUUUUGAGAGUAAAAGAUUAAAAAGGAGAAACUAAAAUGUUGUUUUAUUAUUUUUGCUUUUGUUCCCGGCGCCACUAGAGGACUUUUGUUAUGAUUUGGCGCUGAUGUCGGUCUGAUGUUUACUGUUAGGUUUCUCUGACUUCCUCUGGUGCCUCCAGCCCCCAACUGCCUAAAUUUUAGGCAGAAAAAAAGGAAAUUUUCUUUCUCUUUUUUCUCUUUUUUUGUACUGGGUCGUGGCCGGCGACACGCCAAAAUUGACUCUGGAGCAGGACACGGAGGAUAGUAUGGCCAUGACGGGAGGGACGGCAGCUGCCCUUCCCAUGAGCAACCACACCCGGGAGAGGGUGACCGUGGCCAAGCUGACGCUGGAAAACUUCUACAGCACUCUGCUCACGCAGCACGAAGAGCGCGAGAUGAGGCAAAAGAAGCUAGAGAAGGCAAUGGAAGAGGAGGGUCUACCAGACGAGGAGAAAGUAAUGCGGCGCUCGCAGCAUGCCCGUAAGGAGACAGAGUUUCUAAGACUGAAGAGGACGAGACUUGGCCUGGACGACUUUGAGUCACUGAAGGUCAUCGGACGAGGGGCGUUUGGAGAGGUUCGGUUGGUACAGAAAAAAGACACGGGCCACAUUUACGCCAUGAAGAUUUUGAGGAAAGCGGACAUGCUGGAGAAAGAGCAGGUGGCUCACAUCCGGGCGGAGAGGGACAUCCUGGUGGAGGCAGACAGCGCCUGGGUUGUUAAGAUGUUCUACAGCUUCCAGGACAAGAGGAACCUCUACCUCAUCAUGGAGUUCCUGCCUGGAGGUGACAUGAUGACGUUGCUAAUGAAAAAGGACACCCUGUCUGAGGAGGCCACGCAGUUUUACAUCGCAGAGACCGUCCUGGCCAUCGACUCCAUCCACCAGCUGGGCUUCAUCCACAGAGACAUCAAACCAGACAAUCUGCUGCUGGACUCCAGGGGCCACGUCAAGCUGUCGGACUUUGGUCUGUGUACGGGACUCAAGAAGGCGCAUCGCACAGAGUUCUACCGGAACCUGACGCACAACCCCCCCAGCGACUUCUCUUUUCAAAACAUGAACUCCAAGAGGAAAGCAGAGACUUGGAAGAAGAACAGGAGACAGCUGGCUUAUUCCACUGUGGGAACACCAGACUACAUCGCUCCAGAGGUUUUCAUGCAGACGGGGUACAACAAGCUUUGUGACUGGUGGUCUCUGGGGGUCAUCAUGUAUGAAAUGCUAAUCGGUUACCCGCCUUUCUGUUCAGAGACGCCACAGGAGACGUACAGAAAGGUCAUGAACUGGAAGGAAACUCUCGUCUUCCCACCGGAAGUCCCCAUCUCAGAGAAGGCCAAAGACCUGAUCCUAAGGUAUUGCACUGAUGCGGAAAACAGAGUCGGAGCGGGGAGUGUAGAUGAAAUCAAGAGUCACCAGUUCUUUGAGUCAGUGGACUGGGAGCACAUCAGGGAGCGGCCAGCAGCCAUUUCCAUUGAAAUCAAGAGUAUUGAUGACACGUCAAACUUUGACGACUUUCCCGAGUCAGACAUCCUCCAGCCAGCCAACUCCACAGAACCUGACUUCAAGUCAAAGGACUGGGUGUUCCUCAACUACACAUACAAGCGCUUUGAAGGUCUCACCCAGCGAGGCACCAUCCCCACCUACAUGAAGGCGGGAAAGGCCUGACGCAGCGGAGGGCGUGGAGGCCGCACCUCGGAGAAAAAACUUUACGGACACAGGGUCGGGCCACGGAGCCCCGCUGGUGCUGAAGGCCACGCCGCUGGCCUGUCAGUCAAACUUAACCCUCAUCCAGAGUUACUUAGGUCUGCAGAGCUGCACAAGAGCUGCAGGAGCUCACUAAGGAGCAUCACCGCAUUACCUCGGUUAUUUGUAUCAUUUGUGCCGUAUUUAGCCAUAGCGCUCAAGCCAGGUCACUAACUGUGACUCCAAAUCAGGACAUCUGCAUGUUCAGUGGCAAAACGUCUUUGUUUAUUUUGGUUUUAGUUUCUAAUUUGACCUCGUUCUAAUGGAGAUGAGGGUUCAAUGCCGACCACCGCCUUGUUGGCCUGACAACAAUAGUGACUACACUGCUGGCUAAAGAACCUCUAAUGCAAACUGAAGCUCAGUUUACUGUAGUCAAACUCUGGAUGAACUAUUGGAAACAACAAAGCAGACGCUCUUUACUGUAAGGAUUGUUCCAGCAUGAUUUACUGGGGUUUUUCUUUAACCAAACAAGAUCAACUGCUCCGGAGGAUUCUUAUUUUUAAAAAGUGUUAAAGAGGAUGAGACGCUUAAUCUUAUCAAUGACAUCCAUGAAAAAUGGCUGACGAAAAUAUUUUACAGGAUUCUCUAAAUUAAUUUGACCCAAAAUCUCAUACAGUAAUGUAAUUUUCAUCUAUUUGCACCAGUUGUUCCUGACAAGACUAGACUAACCGCAGCUGCUCCAAAGAAAGUAAAAAAGAGUAAAAAAUAAGAAAAAAAGAAAGAGUAAAAUAGCAACAGCGAAAGGAUUGAUUUACUUAUUUAUUUCCAUAAUGGUAAUGGUACAAUCUGCAUCAAGGAUUACCAAAAACAAAGUUGUCUCUUGGCUUAGGGUUAUUUGCAAAGACUAAAGUUAGCAUCACAUUAGGCUGCAAUAAAAUAAUUCAGAUAUUGAAAACUGCAAGCAAAUGCAUUAUUUAAAGAACAUUUUUUACUAAGAGUUCCAACAAUUGUUUUUGCAUGAGCGGACUGUCAAAGUAAAUUACAGAUCAGCUUCACCACUUAAGCUAAUGUCCCUCUGGUCACAAGUGGGACAAAAGCGUUAACAAAAUAAUGUAAGACUCAGUUCAGUUCACUGGGUCUCCAGUCCAUCAUGUAAGCUCAAACUUUUUACAAUUUCAGAUUUACAAAAUUAAAUUGAGUAAGCAUAAAGACGUUUGAUACAUACAUGAGGACUCAACAGGUAUUUAAAAAAAAAAAACAUUAGAUUUUUUUCAAACAUGUUACAAAUUUGAGCCAUACAAGGCAGAGAGCUAGAAACCUCCUAAAGAAAUGUAGAAUCCCAGAAUUGUUUUGAGAAAUUUCAUAAAUUUGGGAAACAUUUUGUAGCCAUAGCAGUUUCAGAAUAUACAAAGAAAACAUUGCAGAUUUGAUGCUAGCAUCAGCCACUUGGUGCUUGUAUCAGUCAACAGGUGCUAACAUUGAUUGGUGCUAGCAUCAUUUGAUUAUUGCUAUUGAUUGAUGCAAGCAUUAGGCAAUUGAUGCUAGCAUUAGUUGAUUAGUGUGAUCAUUAAUCAAUUUGUGCUAGCUUUAGCCAAAGGUGCUAGCAUCUUUCAAUUGGUAAUAACAUCUGUCAGUUUGUGCUAGGAUUGAUUGAUGCUAGCAUUAGCCAAUUGAUGCUACCAUCAGUUUAUUUGUCGUACCAUCUGCCAAUAGGUGCGAUCAUUAUGAUUUGUGCUAGCAUUGAUUGUUUCUAGCUUUAGGCAAAAGGUGCUAGCAUCUGUCAAUUGGUGGUAGCAGCAGCCAAUUGGUAAUAACAUCAAUCAGUUAGUGCUAGGAUCGAUUGAUGCAAGCAAGCAUUAACCAAUUGAUGCUAGCAUCAGUUUUUUGUGCUAACAUCUGUCGAUUGGUGCGAUCAUUAGGCAAUUUGUGCUAGCAUUACUUGGUGUUAGCUUUAGCCAAUAGGUGCUAGCAUCUGUCGAUUGUUGCUAGCAUCAGCCAAUUGGUAAUAACAUCUGUCAGUUUGUGCUAGCAUUGACUGGUGCUAACAUUAGCCACCCUGUUUCAUUGCUAAUGUGUAAAUCUGCAUUUCUUACCCCCUCCACUCACUUAAUGCAGUAUUUUUUAGAUAAAUUCUGACUGCUGAAAGUUUGCUGCUGCCUUUCCUGUGCAGUUCCUCCACUGUGUUGUUAUGACUUUUUGUGCGUCAUUUCUGCGCCUUUCAAUGAGAUAAUGAGGCAAAACAAACAAGAAAACUCUCAAGUCAUGCUGGAACCCUCCUCGAAAUGUGGUGAUACAUUUCAAAAAUAAGUAGGAUAAACUCAAACUGUUGUCAAGUGUUAAGUACAAAAAAUGGUGUUUGUUCUCAAACUAACGUGCAUUUCAUAAUUUCUCUUCGGUUGCCGCUGCACUGACUGAUAUUUGCCUGAAUUUUCACUAGUUAAGGACCCAAUGGAUAGAACGUUGCAAAGUGCCUUUUUAUGUAGCUGAGAAAUCUUCAACCAGAUGUUUAGCUUGAAUUUAGCAGGGAUUAUUAAAGACAUAGGCUAGACUAACAUGAGGCUUUGAAAAGGGGGAGGGGCUUAAAGUUCUUAAGUUUAAAAUCUUAAAUAAAACAGCAAGAUCAGGAGUUUGAAACAGGACAGUUGUAAAAACAAGGAAAAAACUAUAAGAAAGAGAGGAAAACAUCCUAAUCAAGCAAAGCGGGGGUUGUUUUUGCAUCUUUAAGCGUGUGCUAGGUUUUUGUCAAACGUGGACGGGAACUUCCGCUCUGUCACAGAUCUAACCUGCUUCGAGGUGUGACUCUGCACAGCGCCAUAAAGAGUUACCAAAGAACUGGAAAUCCUCACCCGUUCUGGAAAAACGGAUGUAGCUGUGGCUUACUGCACUUAUCGUUAAACUACCUAAAAAAGAAAAAAAGAAAAGGGGAGGGGCCGGCUGUGUGUAGAAGGCGGGGAAAACUGCGCCUGCGUGGGAGUGUCCUGCUGUAGCUGUGCUUUCAAAAAACAGGUCCUUCAUCGUCUGCCUGUAAACCUGGAGUUACAAAGUGUCUGAAUGGAGACAUAUCAAGGUUAUAGGUGUGUUUGCUUUUGUAUUAUUUAUGCUGUUUUUUUAAUGUGUUUGAAGUAGCUGUUUUCCACAGGAUUCACUAAAAAGGGGUACUCUUGCUGAUCAGCCUUGCACUACUGUAAAACUCGCGCCAAAACGAUGCAGCUAGGCUUCCUGUCGUCGGCUCCAUGUGCUCCUAUCUUCCAGACGUCACAGCCAGGAAGGAGUCACAGACGCCAGAGUGACAUCACUGUGACAUAGUCAGGGUUUUCCACAGCCACAUGCAGUUAAAAGGGUAGCCCCGCCCCCCUUUAGCAGUCAACACUGCAUCCUGUUGGUCAGCGCACUAGCAUGCGACUAUUGACUGCAUAUGGUAACUGGGCCGAGCGAGUGUGACGUCACACACACACACAGAAAGCGACUUAACUUCCGGCUCCAAUGAAAUCGUGUCGAUUCAGUGGGCUGUGACCGGUCCGAGUCGGUGGUCAACGUUUCCAUGGCAACCACGCUCACCAAUUAGGAGCGUGCUUGUUGGAAAUCCACACGUCUUUCGCUGGACGUGAGGCCACCUUCUUUUAUUAAGGUGUCUGAUUGGUCAGUUGUUUAACUUGAGUAACUUAAAAUGAUGACAAAAAAUGAGGAUUAUCAAGUUGUUUUUUUUUUUAAAGAAGGUAUCAGAUCCAGAAUGGUUCUUCUGAUCAACAAAAAGACUGAGCAACAGCUGUUUGUUUCUCUAUAGAAGUCUAUGGGAUUCUGGCUUCUUGGAGCCAGCGGGUACUUCCUGUUUGGAACGCCAGGAGGGGAGGAGUCAGUCCAGCUCUCUUAUGCAGUCAAUGCAAUGUGACCCAAGUGAAGACAAGGGUGGGUCAGUUGAUGGAACAAUUCCUCUUGGCCAAGAUAUUUAGACAUAACCUAUUUGAAUUUUCAGAUGAAAAACGCUGCUUUUAUUUUGGCAGGAUAAAAGGGGAAGUAAAUAGCUCUGUUAAUACAUACAGAUGACUCAAAUUUAAAACAAAUGCGGACAUGUUUGCCUCUUUAUUCCUGUAGAUGAUGAAUGUGUGAUGGACCAAACCGGCUUGCUGUCGCCCCCUAUAGGCAGAUAGCAGAUGUAAGGCAGGUAGUACAGACAGAGCAGGGACCUGUGCAUAUUUAAAAUAAAAAAAGCUAUUUUAUUAAGGUGGAUUUAGGAAACUUUAAAAAUAAAAAAGCAGUGAUUGGGCGUAGAUAACCUCUAAACUCCCUGAGCGGGUCAGGAAUGCGCUGUUAUGUUGUGAGUUAGCUGUGUAAUUGUGUUAGUCAUUUCCACGUCUGUGAAAGGAAGAAGGAAGAUGCUCAUUCGUGUGCACAUUCACCGUUUUUAUGUUUAAAAAAUGCACAAUAAUAAUAAUUAAAAAAAAGUUAUUUAAGUCAACUGAAGAAUCUGUUUUUAUUUUGUGCUUUUCAAAGCAAAAAACUGAAUUUAGUCCUCUGACGUUUCAGAUCCCAAAUCAUUAUAAAUGUUUGUUACAGUAGUUUGACUGAAAUCCCAUGAAUCCCACACAUGACGAUAUAAAUUAGAGGAAAAUAUUGUAGCGUUUAAUAAGAGGUCAUUUGACUGUUAAAUGUUAUCUUUACCUCCUCUUAAACAUUUCACAUUAUUCUCACUUCUGUCUCUCACUUUCAUUUCCUCUAUAAUAUAUUUGACAAUCACUGUUUUUAGUGCCAAAUACAACUUUGCUGCAGCGGUCGGGUCACCCAUCCAUGUCAUGUCUUCAGGUAACAUCCUACCACAGCUGAGUGAGUUUAGUGUGGAAGUAAAGCAGAUGAACCGCUUUGGAAUAUAUAUAUAUAUAUAUAUAUAUAUAUAUAUAUAUAUAUAUAUAUAUAGUGGUAAAAAGAUCUGGAGGCUCCUUUUAUUUAAUGACUUUUUUUUGUGAAACGCAUCUUUGAACAUGUUGUGUUUCAAAGCCGCCACUAGAGGGCGAGCGAGUGCUCUACUACUUCUAUCAUUCAAUUUAUUCUGAAGCGCUGAUUACGUCCCUCUGGUAUCAUUUCGUUUAUUGAUGUCUGAUUAAAAAAAAACAGUAGAAAAAGGGUGAAAAAAAUAAAUAAAACGUUUUGUUUAUUACUUCUUAAGGUCAUCACCCCCCCCCCCCAAAAAAAAAAAAAAAAAAACUAACCCUGUUGUUGCAUCUGUGAUUUAUGUGUGGAAUUUUUUUUUCCAUUCAACUUACUUCCACCUCUUUAUUUUAUUUUAUUUUUUGUUUUUGGCAGAGUCUACUUAUAGUUUGUAGAGGUUAGCACUAUAAAGAGGUUGUGAUACAAGUGAACCCUUUGUUCAAAAGAUUCUUUUAAACUUUAAAAUAUGUUUCUGCCACCUGAAACCCAAAAAUCAAAGGUCACAAAAAAAUGUAUGUGAAAAUAAUCUGAUUACAUAAGAGUGACGGAGAACACAAACAUUGAAACUUGGGAAAAUGAAAAAUAAAAGUAAAUAAAUGACAAUUCUUAGAUAGUUUUGUAUGAUUCAAAGUCAUACUCUAAACUCAAUUUUCAAUUGGAUCAUACAUUUUGAAAAUGUUGUAUGAGUUGUCAAUUUAUUACUUUGAAUUAUGAGUAAAAAAUGGCAUAAAUCUAAAUAUAAUCAAGACAAAUGACCAGUGAGUAGUCCUGAUUUUGAAAUCAAGAGGAGGUGGGUGUUUGUUUGUUUUUUAACAUUUUGCAAAUAAAGGCUG
Oryzias latipes (Japanese medaka) is the source of this 7523-nucleotide messenger RNA. RefSeq names its product serine/threonine-protein kinase 38-like. Gene Ontology annotation, biological process: protein phosphorylation. Gene Ontology annotation, molecular function: protein serine/threonine kinase activity; ATP binding. The record is from RefSeq and is a predicted model, not a curated record. Lineage: Eukaryota; Metazoa; Chordata; Actinopteri; Beloniformes; Adrianichthyidae.